UACUCGUAGAUCAGGACAGAACUCGAUCCUCGGCUCAUAUUCUUUGUCGAUGAUGUAGAACAUCUCGUGAUACAGAGACCGUCUGUCGUUGCGAUGGCCGCUGCCUCCUUUUUAGAGAAGGAGCAGCCCCUCCUGCAGCUCCAGGAGGUGGACUCCAGUCGAGUUGGCAGCCGCGUCCUCCCUCUGGCCCUCAGCUCCUCCUCUCCCGGCUUGUGUCUGGAAACCAGCAAGCCCAUCUGCAUCCCCUCCCCUUACACCGACUUCCCCACCAUCCCCUUCUACAGUCCAACUAUCUUCACUUAUGCCGGUCCGGGCAUUUCAGACUGCCCCUCCGUCCGUCAGUCACUAAGCCCCUCCUUGUUCUGGCCCGGCCACGUGGGGCCUCCCAUACCGCUGCACCACUCCCAGCCUCGUCCUCCGCACGGGCCGCCAACCCAGAGUCCAUGGGUGGAGCUGUCCCCGCGGGACAGCGUCUUAACGACCAGCAAGAGUGUGAGGAGACGUUCUCAGGAGAGCGAGGAGGCCGUGGUGUCGUCCGGUGGGAAGGCGGACCUCCACUUCUGCGCCGUGUGUCACGACUACGCGUCCGGCUACCACUACGGCGUCUGGUCCUGUGAGGGCUGUAAGGCCUUCUUCAAGAGGAGCAUCCAAGGACACAAUGACUACAUCUGCCCAGCAACUAAUCAGUGCACUAUAGACAAGAACCGGCGUAAGAGCUGCCAGGCGUGUCGCCUUCGCAAAUGCUGUGAAGUUGGCAUGACCAAGUGUGGAAUGCGGAAGGAUCGUGGGAACUACAGAAACCCGCAGACGAGGCGAGUGACCCGUCUGUCUUCACAGAGCAGAACCAACGGUCCGAAGGCGUUGAACGGACCGGCGGUGGAUUGUAAACGCUCCGGAGCCCUCCUGCAGCUGACGGCAGAGCAGCUGAUCGGGAGGAUAAUGGAGGCGGAGCCGCCGGAGAUCUAUCUCAUGAAGGACAUGACGAGGCCGCUGACUGAAGCGAGCGUCAUGAUGUUGCUCACCAACCUGGCUGAUAAGGAGCUCGUUCACAUGAUCAGCUGGGCCAAGAAGAUUCCAGGCUUUGUGGAGUUCGGCCUCUUGGACCAGGUGCACCUGCUGGAGUGCUGCUGGCUGGAGGUGCUGAUGAUGGGACUGAUGUGGAGGUCAGUGGACCAUCCGGGGAAACUUAUCUUCUCCCCUGACCUCAGCCUGAGCAGAGAAGAGGGGAACUGUGUCCAGGGCUUCUCAGAGAUCUUUGAUAUGCUGAUAGCUGCGACGGCCAGGGUGAGAGAACUCAAGCUCCAGAGGGAGGAGUACGUCUGCCUCAAGGCCAUGAUCCUCCUUAACUCCAACAUGUGCCUCAGCUCGUCAGAGGGCAGCGAGGAGCUGCAGAGUCGCUCCAAGCUGCUGCGUCUGCUGGACGCUGUGACGGACGCUCUGGUGUGGGCCAUCGCCAAAACGGGCCUCACCUACCGUCAGCAGUACACCCGCCUCGCCCACCUGCUCAUGCUGCUCUCACACAUCCGCCAUGUCAGCAACAAAGGCAUGGACCACCUCCACUGCAUGAAGAUGAAGAACAUGGUGCCUUUGUAUGACCUGCUGCUGGAGAUGUUGGACGCCCACAUCAUGCACAGCUCCCGUCUGCCCCAACGGCCCGCGCAGCAGGAGUCCAGGGAGCUGGCGGAGAUUCCCGCUCGGCCACACAGCUCCGGGAGCGGCCCGUCAAAUACCUGGACUCCCGGCAGCACCGGAGGUGGAGGUGAACCGCAAUGA
Messenger RNA from Cottoperca gobio, 1773 nucleotides. RefSeq names its product estrogen receptor 2a (gene esr2a). Gene Ontology annotation, biological process: regulation of DNA-templated transcription; cellular response to estradiol stimulus; estrogen receptor signaling pathway. Gene Ontology annotation, cellular component: nucleus. The record is from RefSeq and is a predicted model, not a curated record. Gene Ontology annotation, molecular function: zinc ion binding; sequence-specific DNA binding; steroid binding. NCBI's taxonomy places the organism in Eukaryota, Metazoa, Chordata, Actinopteri, Perciformes, Bovichtidae.